AUGACUUCUGCGGGAGGCGGACCAGCACCGUGUCCAGAUGACGGUUGGAUACGGUUUGUGUCGCGGGUGCCGGCCUUUGCAGCGGAGAUGACACCGUUGAAAUGCCUUCGUCACCGCACUUGCGAAAUGUACGGCCGUUGUGUAAUAGACAUGGCGAAAAACUCGAACAGGGACAAAUGGAGUUGGCCGUUUGGACGCCGUUGGGUCGGUUGGACGUCGGAGUUAGUGGAAUUAUUGCGGUCGGAAAGUUAA
This is a messenger RNA of Cinara cedri, 252 nucleotides long. NCBI's taxonomy places the organism in Eukaryota, Metazoa, Arthropoda, Insecta, Hemiptera, Aphididae. The record is from the annotation of a GenBank genome assembly.